This is a messenger RNA of Bactrocera neohumeralis, 2781 nucleotides long. RefSeq lists its product as uncharacterized. The record is from RefSeq and is a predicted model, not a curated record. Bases 1 to 2781 code for a protein of 926 amino acids. Lineage: Eukaryota; Metazoa; Arthropoda; Insecta; Diptera; Tephritidae. The transcript has 3 exons.
AUGUUGCUAAAACGGGUUUUCUGCUUGCUACCGUUAUUGGUGAGUUUUCCGCAUGGUGCGCCUGGUUUCGGCAUGCAUCUCAUGGAGAUUUCUGACUCGGAUCAUUCACAAAUCGUGUGUACCCUCGCACUGCUGCAGAAAUAUUUCCAAUAUGGUGAACCACUUUCUGGUUCAGUAAUCUCUAUGAGUUUUACAACAGCCUCGCUUCAUAUACAGCAGGAUUUACUGAACGCUAUGCACACUCAGGUUGUCAUACCAUGGACGGUUGUGGUGAGGAAUCCACGUCAAGCACCGAAUAACCCGAGGUCCACUAUGAUUUUGCACGAAAAGCCUCAGUGCUAUUUUAUUAUUAUUGAGAAUUUAGAAGAUGGCGAUUUGGAGGAUGUUUUCGAAGAUUGGAAAACGAACAUAAAUUGGAAUCCACUGGCACAAUUCGUUGUGUAUUUGGCUUCAGUCGAGGAAACCGAUGAUGAGAUGAAUGAGUUAAUGAUUGAAAUACUACUCAGCUUCAUGAAUAAGAAGAUUUACAAUGUCAAUGUGAUUGGUAGAAAUGAAGAGAAUGGAUUUUACUACGGGAAGACAGUGUUCCCAUAUCAUCCGGACAAUAAUUGCGGCAAUCGGGUAAUAGCUAUAGAAACUUUGGAUAUGUGUGAUUAUCAAGAUCCAAAUAAGCCAAAGGAUGAGUAUAAUUUUGAUGAGGAAGACAAUGUAGAUGAAGUCGAUUACGAUGGCGCAGAUGAUGACGGUGGGCAAGAAUAUAACGAUAUCAAUAAAAGUAACAAAGAUGGAGAAUUUGAUAAUGAAGAUAGCGCUAAAGAUGGAGAGGAUCAUUCUAACGAGAAUAGAGAUGCAGACAGAACAGAAGAUGUACUUAGAGAUAAUGAUGGAGGGAAAAACACUUAUGGAAAUAGAAAUAGUGACAGUGAAGGAGAUGAAAAUAUGGAUCAGGAUGCAGACCAUAGAGUUGCUGAGGGCGCUAAAAUGGAUGAAUAUAAUGAUGGACAAAAAUGUUUGGAUCUGGACGGAAAUGAAAGGUUAGAUGAAGAAAACGAUAGUAAACGAAGUGUAGAAGGAGAUGCAAAAUUUAAUAGACAUCAAGUGAUAACAGAAAACAAUAAAAGAGUGGAACUGAGCUGGAAUUUUGGAGAUUUUAGGCAUGAAAGAAAAUCGAACUUUAAAACUAAUAUAGAAACCCGGACAAAGAAGACUUUGUAUACUAGGGAGAAACCACAAAAAAGGUAUCCACCAAAACAUCUGAAACUCACGGAUUACAGCCAGGAGGACAGAAAUGACUUACAAACGCAGAAAAUCUAUCUACAGGAGCUAUAUCGAGCAUCAUUUCUUGAUAAAUUUCCAAAGGAUCUCAGCGGUUGUCCAGUUGUGGCCGCUUUCCGACCCUGGGAACCGUAUAUCUUUAAAGAAACCAGCGAGUAUGAGAACAAAGCAGACAGCAACCCCAAAGCGGAUAAAAACAAUAAAGUUUUAGACACCAAUGAAGCUGCGUAUGACUUUGAAAAUGAAGAAAACGUCGUUAACAAUUCUUAUGUUGAUGGUGAUGACGACGCUGAAGCAGAGAAAUCCUACGAUGAUGUAGACGCAUCUGAUGUGAGCGAUGAGCCUGCGUUGAAGUUAAAUGGCAUCGAGUAUCAGUUGGUGCAGGCAAUCGGCGAACGUCUGCAUAUAACUAUAGACUUUCAGCUGGAGAAUAACAAUCUCUAUCAUCUCUUUCAGCAACUUAUCGAUGGCGACAUCGAAUUGAUUUUGGGUGGCAUCGACGAAGACCCCAGCAUCAGUCAGUUCGUCUCCAGCAGCAUCCCCUAUCAUCAGGAUGAUCUCACAUGGUGCGUGUCGAGAGCUAAACGCAAAUAUGAUCUCUUCAAUUUCCUGCAGAGCUUUCACAUUAGCACUUGGUUCUUCACAUUGGCUUUCAUUAUGAUAUCUUCAUUGAACAUAUACAUCGCACAAAAACUGCUCAAAAUACGACUGACCUAUUUCGGUAGUUUUUUUGCCACUAUGGUGCGCAUGUUCGGCAUUAUACUCAGCCAGUCGACGCAACUCACACGUUUACCCGCUUCGUUGCACAUCACCUUUGGCAGCACCUUCUUCUUGGCCAUGAUGUUUGUGAAUGUCUAUCAGAGCUUUUUGGUUAGCACCUUGACCACGCCGAAAUCAUCCUAUCAAAUCAGUCAUUUAGAGGAAAUUUAUCGCAAUCGCAUGACAGUGACGGGGAGUGUAGAAAAUGUGCGUCAUCUGAAUAAGGACGGUAAGAUUUUCAAAUAUAUCCGCGAGAAAUUUCAAAUGUGCUACAACAUCGAAGAGUGCCUCAAUCGCGCUGCCACCGAUGAAAGUCUCGCAGUCGCCGUUUCCCGUCAGCAUUCCUUCUACAAUCCACACAUUAAACGCGACCAGCUUUACUGCUUCGAUCGCAAUGAGAAUAUCUAUGUGUACUUAGUUACCAUGUUAUUGCCGAAAAAGUUUCAUUUACUGCCUAAAAUCAACCCUGUCAUACAGCAUAUCAUUGAAUCGGGUCAUAUGCAGAAAUGGGCACGGGAACUCGAUUUGAAACGUAGAAUUCGCGAGGAAAUUCAGCGCGCUCAAAAAGUGCUCGUCAAAAGUUUAACAAUCAAUCAGAUAGUUGGCAGUUUUGCUCUACACGGUAUGCUCUCUGCAGUGGCACUGGUAAUAUUUAUGCUUGAAUUCUGGACCCAUUGGAUGGUAGUGAAACGGCGCACACGUUUAAGAUUAGUUAAAUACUUACACCGUAAAUUUAGUUCUAGAUGA